Molecule: messenger RNA, 4746 nt
Organism: Ahaetulla prasina
Lineage: Eukaryota; Metazoa; Chordata; Lepidosauria; Squamata; Colubridae
Gene: RXRA
Product: retinoid X receptor alpha
Exons: 11
Coding region: 343-1785 (480 amino acids)
Biological process (GO): response to retinoic acid; negative regulation of transcription by RNA polymerase II; retinoic acid receptor signaling pathway
Cellular component (GO): RNA polymerase II transcription regulator complex; nucleus
Molecular function (GO): nuclear receptor activity; zinc ion binding; nuclear steroid receptor activity
Source: RefSeq, a predicted model, not a curated record
CUCCCUCCGCCGCGGCAUUGCGCACACCCCGCGGGACUGGCUCGGCUGCUCUCGACUCUGCCUCCGGCGGCCUUUCGAAAGGCGCUUCUGCCUGUGAGGAGGAGGAGGAGGAGGAGGCGAGGCAGGGAGCGAGGCUCCGGAGCGGCCGCGGCGGGAGGGGGGAGGAGAGCCCCGGCCCCCCAUCCGCCAGCGCAACGCGGAGAGACGCGGAAGGGCCCUUCCAGCCGGCCGCCCCGGGAUCCGCCUCCCUGCGCCUCUGGCUCGGCGGGCUCCGCAGCGGGGCCCUCCCGCCGCCGAUCGCCACGCCGCGCCGCGCCGCUGGGCAUGAGUUAAAUCGCGGACAUGGACACCAAACAUUUCCUCCCGCUGGAUUUUUCCACCCAAGUGAAUUCGACCUCCUUAAGUUCUCCGACUGGCCGGGGGAGCCAUAUGGGCACACCUGCCCUCCACCCCUCCAUGGGGCCCAGCCUUGGGGGCUCCUUGGGGUCGCCCAGCCAGCUCCAUUCACCCAUCAAUGGCAUGGGGCCGCCCUUCUCUGUCAUCAGCUCUCCGAUGGGGCCUCACACCAUGUCUGGACCGUCCACCCCCAGCCUCGGAUACGGAGCCGGCAGCCCACAGCUCAACUCCCCCCUGAACCCUGUGAGCAGCACCGAAGACAUCAAGCCCCCCCUGGGCAUCAAUGGGGUACUCAAAGUGCCAAUGCACCCUUCCUCCGCCAUGCCCGCCUUCACCAAGCACAUCUGCGCCAUCUGUGGAGAUCGCUCCUCAGGCAAGCAUUACGGGGUGUACAGCUGCGAGGGCUGCAAAGGCUUCUUCAAGCGGACGGUGCGGAAGGACCUGACCUACACUUGCCGAGACAACAAGGACUGCUUGAUUGACAAGCGCCAGCGGAACCGGUGCCAGUACUGCCGCUACCAGAAGUGCCUGGCGAUGGGCAUGAAGAGGGAAGGGAUGGAGCACCAUCCAUCCCGACCCACAAGACUCCCUGGAAGGCAGGAGCAACCAGCUGUCCAGGAAGAGCGGCAACGAGGCAAAGACCGCAACGAGAACGAGGUCGAAUCCACCAGCAGUGCUAACGAGGACAUGCCGGUGGAGAAGAUUCUAGAAGCUGAACUGGCGGUGGAACCCAAGACAGAGACCUACAUCGAAGCCAAUAUGGGCCUGACUCCUAAUUCGCCCAAUGACCCAGUCACCAACAUCUGCCAAGCAGCAGACAAGCAGCUGUUCACCCUGGUGGAAUGGGCCAAGCGGAUUCCCCAUUUCUCGGAGCUCCCACUGGACGACCAGGUGAUCCUGCUCCGAGCUGGUUGGAACGAGCUGCUGAUCGCCUCCUUCUCCCACCGAUCCAUCGCGGUCAAAGACGGGAUUCUCCUGGCCACAGGCCUCCAUGUCCACAGGAACAGUGCCCACAGUGCGGGAGUCGGGGCCAUCUUUGACAGGGUACUGACCGAGCUUGUGUCGAAGAUGCGAGACAUGCAGAUGGACAAGACGGAGUUGGGCUGCCUGCGAGCGAUCGUCCUCUUCAACCCAGACUCAAAAGGCCUUUCUAACCCCGCUGAGGUUGAGGCAUUGCGGGAAAAGGUCUACGCCUCGCUGGAGGCCUACUGUAAACAGAAGUACCCUGAGCAGCCAGGGAGGUUCGCCAAGCUGCUGCUUCGCCUCCCUGCCCUCCGGUCCAUCGGCCUGAAGUGCUUGGAGCACCUCUUCUUCUUCAAACUCAUAGGGGACACGCCCAUCGACACCUUCCUGAUGGAGAUGCUGGAAGCGCCACACCAGAUGACUUAAAAGGACGCUGGGCCAGGCCAGCUGCUCUCCUCAGCCCAGGAGGCUGCCCGCUGCCACCCACCGGGACCUCUGCUCUGAGACCCAUCCUGCUGCCACCUCCCCCACAACUCCCCGUGCAAGGGAACCGGGAACGUUAGCGUGGCUGGCUCGGCCCUUUGGCUGCUUCCGCAAACAACUUGCGUCUGAGGACAAACGGCUUUCACAGAUGGGAGAAUUGCUCCAACAGCCACCACGGCCUGCUUGCACUUGCCCCCACUCCCCCCAUGGCUUUGAGCUCCCCCCCACCAGGUGCAAAAUGGUGAAUUUACUCCAACUCCCCGGAAGGAUUUCAGGACUCUGUAAAGCUGCCUUCACUUAAGAAGAAGGGAUUGUGGGAAACCGGUGUUGCUGCUGGGAAAAGGGGAGGCCAGGAGGGUGGCCAGCUGCACCCGUAGACCUCCAGAGAUGGCACUUCCUGGGCAUGAGCCAGAGCAAGGCUGUCUCCUCAAGCCAGAGAGCAGGGCUUCGCUGCCCCUCGGCUGCUCCUGCUUUCAUAUGCGGGCAGACAAGGGUGGCAGAGUGUCUUUGCAGGCAGAUGGCAGGCUGAGCCACCCCACGCAGGGUCUGAGACAAGAGACCCCCACCCCCAUUCUUGCACAGAGCAGCUCAGAAUGCCUCCGAGAGCUGUCCCCUGUUUUACUGGGAGGGAAGGAGGGGGGGCGAAAGAGGGAUUUGGGGCUGGCAGAAGCUCUGCCAUCUGGGUGGUGCUGGUGGCCCUGGGCUCCCCUGGCCCCUUGCUUUGUGAGCGCCAGUGCCAGGGGGCAGGGAGACAGGCUCUCUUGGGGGCAGAGGGCAUGCCCUGGCUGACUUCCCAUUGUCAGAGAUGUGAAGCAGGAGUGGGGGAGGGGGCUCAGAUUGGGUGCCAAGGAGAGUGUGAAGCCCCCCAUCUUCUGCCCAAGCAAGGACCGGCUGCUUGAGUCCCUCUGCAUGAGUCCCUGCUCUGCUUAGAAGAGGGACCUGUGUAGUGAGGCACAUUUCCCACUCCGGGAAAAAUAUAUUUUGGGAAUAAAAGCUUGUCUCCCUUUUCAGAAAAGAAAAAAGCACUAAAGCUGCUUCAUCCGGGCAGGUUCAGGCACUUUCCCCCCUUCAAGGCCUCGGGUGCUGUCAUUCCUUCGCUCGGUUCCUCCAUCUCCCAACGCCCACACCUGACAAGAAUCCAAAUGCAGCUGGGGGACCUUGGCGAUGGGGGUCAGAUUCAGCCCAGCAGCCCUCUUCAGGCUAGGGCUGCUCAUGUAAGUGCUGCUCGAAUGGAGCUUCCCUGUGCAGGGGCAGUCUAGCCCUGGUGCUCCUUUCCAAGAUACAAAGGAGGCCCAGUUCAGCCGGGAGCUUCUCUGGGGGCUCGGUCUGGGGAGGGGCCGGGGGUGGGUUUCUUGCAGAUUUCGAAUUCAGAAACAAAAGAGGGGGGAGGAGGGGGGCUGGAUGCAGGCGGGGAAAAAGAGCCAGGCGCCCCUGCCUCGCUUUGCGAAGGGAGCGGCCGGCGGGGACGCCCGUUUCCCCAGAGUUCAGGUGGGCGCCGGGCGCGGAGAAAAGGGAGUGGGCUCUUCUACGGAGUGGAGCCCGGCCCUGCCUUGGAGAAGCGGCGGCUUUUGCUCCGACCGGACUCCGCUCGCCCUCCGGAGGUGUCUGUCGAGGGCUCCGUUUCCAAUUUCGGAGGUGGGGGAAGGAAGCGGCCGAGAGAGAAGGAAGCACAGCUCCCAACCCACCCCCACUUUCCCGGGAUAGCCCAGCGAAGUUCAGCGAGUGGCUUGGACGCCCCGUCGGCGCUUGCUUGUCGUUUUUUCUCCCCUCCCCCCCCCGUUUGUUACCUGUCCAGGUGGGUGAGGAUGUCGGACUCGGGAGACCCCUUUGCUUGAAGGGGAAACGGGGGGUUUCCAAACUAGGAAGGGAGGCAUCUGCCCCCCCCUCGUGGAACCAGAAGGGGGAGGCAGGCAAGCAGCGGAGCCAGAGUGGGGGGGCGUCCCGGGGGGACUGCAGCCUUUCCCGCCGGGAUUUUACGGGGAGGGGAGGGGGGUGUUGUGGGGGCUCCCACAACUUGAGAUGGCGCGAUGCGUGCGUGUAUACAUGUAUGUAGUGUAGAUAUAUACACUGUAUAAAUAUCCCCAUACUAUUACCCCCCCGCCGCCUUUAGGGUUAACUUUCUGCUCUACUUUCCCCCCCCUUCCUGUUUUACUUGCUUCGUGAAAGCGAGUUGCUCCGUCUCCCCCCUUCUCCCCCACCCCACGAACUGGCAAACAAAACUGGAGCUUUUGUAACCCGAGCAGAGGAAAACGACGCAUCUAUUUUCAGAUGUCGGAGCAGGGAGAAGCGGGUGGCCGAGCCGGGGGCUUGAGCGAUUCCCGACGGAAAUUUUAGGAAAAGAGAGGCCGCCUUCGCUCUCCGGAGCUCGUAGCUGAAGCAGGUGAUAAAAAGAAAAAAAUAAAUGAGAGAAGGUGAGCAAAAUAUCUAAGUGUCAAUAAAGUUAAAUAUCUAUUUUUGUACAAAUAUAAUAUUAUCCCUUACGUAUGCUUAGAUAAUUUUUUUUUGGGGGGGGAGGGGGGACUGCUUUUAUAGAAUUUGUUCUCAAUCUCUCAAUAUGCUCAGCCUUAAGACGCCUCUAUGAAGCAAAGGACAAACUUGAUUUGGUGUUCAAAUGUCUUUAUCCCGAAUUUCAAAAAUCACUUCCCAAUGAGUGGAUUUCGGUCCCCUCCCCAUCCGGAGACGCACGAAAUACAGCCGACUCUGGUUGCGCCUCUCCGAGAUUCUCUUCUUGCAGCAUUAACUCUACUGUGAAAUCACGACCCUAUAUUAUUGUUCACUAAAAAAAAAACAUAAAGCUAAUAAAUAAAUAAAAUCCGCUGGAAAUGCCAGUAUUUUGACGAAAUGUAUUAGGGAUGUUUUUUUUAAAAAACGGUAAAAGAAAAUAUAUGAGCGUUUUAAAAUGCA